Molecule: messenger RNA, 1979 nt
Organism: Hevea brasiliensis (rubber tree)
Lineage: Eukaryota; Viridiplantae; Streptophyta; Magnoliopsida; Malpighiales; Euphorbiaceae
Exons: 2
Coding region: 272-1540 (422 amino acids)
Source: RefSeq, a predicted model, not a curated record
AUUACUCAUUUGUCAUAUAAAUAUCUGUGCCCUGGCGUCGUGGGCAUUCAUUUUCACUGUGAUACUAGAGCGCACACGCACAAAGCCACUUGGACUCUGCGCACAUUUAACUUCCAAACCCCAACAAAAUCGCCAAAAGAACCUCUCUUUCUCUCUCUAGAUCUCAUCCACCUGAGCAUUUCCGUUAAUGUGCUACAGCUCUCCGCGAACCCACGAGCACUCUGACACUUUCAAUUAUACCAGUACUGUUUUCAUUGAAUGAUCGUAGGCCAUGGCCUCGGCUUGCGUUAACAACAUCAGCAUGUCACCGGAGAACUUCUCUCCGGCGAGUUACCCGUCCUACGGCUGGUUGAGUCCGCGAAUAUCCUUCAGCCGUGAAGAGGAUGCCUCCAAGCAACCUGGAUCCUCUAAGACCGCCUCAUGCGAUACUCCAGCUGAAGUUCCGUCCGAGAUUAUGGAUUCUGUUGACUUUGAGUUCCGCCUGGAGGAUCCUGUAACUAUGCUCCCCGCCGACGAGCUUUUCUCCGACGGGAUGCUGAUGCCGCUGCAAGUUACGAGCGCCAAACCUGCCAAUGCUCUGAGCGAGAUCAGGUCGCCGGAGACUGCGAAGUCUUGCCGUAGAAUGGAGAUGGAAAUAUCUAAUACUGACCCCUACUUGUUUUCUCCCAAAGCCCCCAGGUGUUCAAGCCGAUGGAAGGAGCUCUUGGGGUUAAAAAAGCUCUACCAGAACGCGAACGCUAAAGCUGAAUCCCACAAAACGACAUCGUCAUCUUCUUCUAACCCUAACCCAAAAUCUUUGAAGCAUUUCCUGCAUAGAAGCUCAAAAUCCUGCAGUUGCAACUCAUCUUCAUUAGAUCACUCUUUGAGCUGGCCGUUGUUAAAGGAUUCGGAUUACGAGUCCGUUUCCAUUUCCUCAUCUAGGUUAUCGCUUUCUUCUUCGUCUUCGAGCCACGAGCAUGAAGAUCUCCCUAGACUCUCUCUCGAUUCAGAGAAACCAAACCCGAGUUUAAACGCGCCCCAAAAUCCAAAUCCGAGCCCAAACCCAUUUGUUCUCAAUCGGAAUCCAAACCAAAAUCCUCCUAGAAUGAGAAUGGUGAAGCCCAGGUCAGAGACCAAUGGGAAUAGCAAUAGCAACGGUAGCAAUAAUCCUACGGCUGGUACGAGAGUAGGGAGGAGCCCGAUGCGGAGGGCAGUUGGGGAAUCGAGUGGGGUGACAAGCAGGGGGGUUUCGGUAGACAGUCCGAGAAUGAAUUCGUCAGGGAAGAUAGUAUUCCAGAGCUUGGAGAGGAGUUCCAGCAGUCCAAGUAGCCUUAACGGAGGCCCAAGAUUCAAGCACAGGGGAAUGGAGAGGUCAUAUUCAGCAAACGUGAGAGUGACUCCGGUUCUCAAUGUCCCCGUUUGUUCCCUGAGAGGGACAUCCAAGUCAGUCUCCGUAUUUGGGUUUGGUCAGCUGUUUUCUUCGUCGCCUCAAAAAAGAGAAGGGAGCAACAAGGGGCAGCAACAGCAGGUGAAUAGCAGGAACCGGACUGAUCGAACAUAACAGAGAAGAGUAAAACUGAGAAGGGUUAUGGGGUGGAGAGGUUGAACAAAUUUUCCAGAAUAUAGUUGUAUGUAGGUUUGCCUAGACUUGUGGUGAACGACUAUUGGAAAAAGAAUGCCAAAAAAGAGCAGUGUGGUUGAAAAGAUGCUAACCCCCUGGUGGCCUGCAUGAUUGCAUAAUUUACCAUGCAAGCCCAUGUGCUUGUUGGACACGCGAGAGCAGAGAAACACUUUGCCUAAUUAUUUUUUCCUACAUUAAAAAAAUUAAUAAAAAUUGUAAAUGAAGCAAGUCUGUGAUUUGACGUUUAGACGGUGUAUGAAAUUGAAAGCAUAUGUGGGGUGUUCUCCCACGCUCGAGCCUCCAUUGGGGCUCCAGUAUGUAGUCUUUGGAUGUAUCUUUACUUUUAUCUUGUGUAUCAAUUAUAUUGGAUGUUUGACUA